AGCAAGGGAGAGUACUCAAAAUCAAGUCUUCUUAACCUUAUACAUUUUAUGAUGCCAAUGGCAAUCCAAGCUUGAAAACUAGAUCUAGAAUUCUAGACUUAGAUCUCUUUGAUUAUUUAAAAAUAAAAUAAUAUUUAACCUGUAAAUAGAUCUAGAUCUAGAUCUACUAAUUAUAAAUAAUAAAGAUUGCAGAUCAACCGCUGGUAAGAAAAAGUGGGUCUUCAUAAAUCAAUAAUGAUGAGUAUCAGACAUCUUCAGCAAAAUUUGUCCAGAUAUGUGUCCAAAACAACCAUGUACAAAAAUGAUGUAAUAAGAUUUCUAGCCACACGUUCUAAAUUUCAUGGCAUGUGGGAACCAAAUGAUUUGAAAUUACAGCCUGACAUACCAGAGUACAAAGCUCUCCACAUUGUCAUGAGAGGAUAUGAUUUUCCUGUUCUUGAGUCUUAUGCAAAAUAUCUACAUAAAGCAGUGGAAUCUAUUUUUAAGCUGGAGUCAGAUGCAUGGGCUACCCCAGCUAAAUCAACCGAAGUGCGCACCUUCCAUCAGAAUUCUUCAACAGUGAAUGAGAAAUAUAGUCUUAUUAAAUAUGACAGAACUGUUAUGGUAGAGAAUAUUCCUACCACAACUGUCCCCAUUUUACUACAGUUUAUUAGAAGACAUUGUCCCCAAGGGGUUGAAGUCUCUCUUAAAGAGCCUUCUGCGGAGGAAGAGGAAGCAAGAUAUGUUCCAGAUUAUCAAGUUAAAGAACUGCAAACUACAAAAGAUGCUAUCGCAUCAGGAAAACUAAGAAAAAAAUAAAACAACGUUGACUGUUUAAAUUGCUUUAAUUGAUUAUUACAAAAAUAUAUAUAAACCAUUGCAUUUUUUUUUUUUAAAA
Molecule: messenger RNA, 877 nt
Organism: Physella acuta
Lineage: Eukaryota; Metazoa; Mollusca; Gastropoda; Physidae
Cellular component (GO): mitochondrial ribosome
Source: RefSeq, a predicted model, not a curated record